GUAUUAUAACAAAAGGUUAAGAUGGCUUUGGCAAUCAAUCAACUAUGGCAAUCAAUACACGUAACACUUGUUCAUUAGCAACUUGAACUGCUUAAACGUACCUAAAUUGGAAUAUUUGUUCUUUUAUUGUCACGUGACAGGCGAUGGGCUCUAUGGCAGAGAUGCUUGAGCGGCUUUGGAAAGCAGAAUAAAUAUUUUUGCAGUUGGAAUUUUGACUGCUGAUAUUCCUUAAAUAUGGAGUCCUCCAGACCUUCCCGAAAACGCGUGAAGAAGCUCUCGGACGAGGAGAUCCAGCAGAUAUUGGGUAGCGACUCGGAGAAUUCCGACGACCCCGACUUCGACCUGGACAACUCCAACGGCCGCACGAGGAAGGGCAGCUCGUUUGGGGCCUUCCUCACCAAGAAAACAAAGUCGUCGGCGGCUUCGUCGGAUUCAGAAGAUCCGGACGAUCCGGAUGAUCCGGACAUGCCGAGGUCGUCACGUCGUGGCUCCAGGCGUCAUCCCAGGAGGUCGGGUCGUGCCAGGAGGUCUUCCGGGGAGAACGAGAAGAGGAAGCCGUCGUCCUCAUCAUGGGCUCCCGUGGUCAAUGUGCCGCCGCCGAACCCGCAGCCGGAUCCGUCUCCCCCGCGAGCCGCCGCACCACCCGUCGAGUACAAGACCUGGGAUGGAACCGUCGCCGUCAUCGAGCCGUCAGCGCAGUCGGGCGAGAAGUCGUACUACUGCUGCGUGCGGGGCUGCUCGUCGGCCAACGUGAGCGACCGGGACGGCCUGUGGCUGUUUGAGAUGCCCAAAGAGGCCUCCAUCAUGUCGGCCUGGGACAACCGGCUGCCCCUGGACUACGAGCGCAACCGGCCCCACAGCCCCCGGGUGUGCUUCCGCCACUUCGAGAAGAGCGACUUUGUGCGCCGCCAGCAGCGCCUGGUGGGGCUCCGCGAGGGGGCGCUGCCCAACCACCCGGACAUCCCGGACGCCGUGCUGCGCCGCUCCAACCCCCGGCUCGACUUCAAGGACGCCAUCAAGGAGGAGCCCCUCUGAGCUGCUCCCUUCUUUUCAUUCUCGCCCUACAAAAUGAAAUUUGCGACUGGCCGACUUCUUGGGGUAAUUCUGGUUCGGGAGUGUUGGAGGCAAAGAAUACGACGUUUGGGUAUGCUGCUUAGAAGGCCUGUUGCACCGCACCCUCGAAAAUGUCUCUCGAUUUCUGUUUUGACGACGUCUUAGAGGUGCCGCGCCGUUGCCUGCCGAGAUCCUGGCGCGGCGGUGGAUGGGAAGGAGGCUCGUUCUCAGACUCUACGGUCUGCGGAAGCUCCGGCAGCUGGGACGCUCGUUGCCGUUUGCUCGCGGAGUAAAACUGUGCAGCAAAUCCAGGGCCUUGAUUGGCGUAAUUGAAUGUCCCGCUCUUUUGGGAGGCAACAAUGACCUUUUCGCGCUUGUUGUUUGAGAUAAGACAGCUCUCACCGAGGACGGCAGUGGGGUUGUCUUUUUGGGAGGUGCAGUGGUGGACGGCGGGGUUGAUGUCGCUGGCCCGUAAUAAGCCGGAGCCCCUUGAGGGGGCGUGGCCUCCUCCUCCAGGGGAAUAACGGGGGCGCACCUUAAUUCACGCCCCCGCACUGCACUGCACUUUCGCCACUUAGCGGCGACAGUCUGCGGCGGUUCUUUACAAGAAUGUGAAACCACUUGGUCCACCUGUAAAUGCCGCAUCGCGGUGCCUGACUAUUCGCUAAAGUGUCAUUUGGUGAACCGCCACCUCAAGAGGCUCCGCCUUAUUACGGGCCAGCGACAUCAGCACCUCCUCGACUCCCCUCGUUCACACCGACUCGCGGCGACAGAGUGCAGCUGCACGCCGCAAAGCGACACGAAUGGGCGCCGCUGAUAAUGAACGUUAGGAGGUUAACAAAAGGAGGCUAGUUUUAGUGGUGAAUACGAACCCCGCAUACGGCGUGGUUAAAAGCGUCUAAAUCUCGAGGCGGCAUUGCGUUAUCCCAGGUGGCAUCUUUGUACAUGCCAAACAUUGAUGUGCAUUCUAACCCGCCGGUGAUGCGUGCAUUUCUGACGUGCAUCAAAAAAGACCCAUUGGGUUCCCUGGAUUUGCCCGAUGGUUUUACUCUACGAGGAAGCGACACCUGCGUUUGCUCAUACUUUUUGCCGGAACUUCCCUGACCAGCUGGAUGGCGACAUGCAACAAUGUGACGUGCCGGCUUCUGCGAGGUCGUUUGUUGCCAUCCUCGAUGCAUGGGCGGGACCAGAUGGGCUACAGGCACCGUAGCUCUUGGACAUUUGGGUCGGCCGCCUCUUGAAAAUGACUCCGCUUUGAGAGUGAAAAGUUUGUUCUUGGGGGGCUUAAUGACUUAACUGAUGCCCGUCUUGGGAAGACGCUGCGGAAGUUUUCGUUAAUAUUUCUAUUGAAAUUUGUGACCCUGGUGCAGGUAAAGAAAACCGGGAGAAGCUGCUCCCUUUCCACUUAGCAGGGCAGAUGCCGAAUAGGAAGCGAGUUUCUCUGUGGCGUUCGCUCUGCGCAAAGGAUGGAGGGCUUUUCUUAAGCGUGCAGCGGGGUAUAGUAGUUGACCCCAUGGGACUCUGGUUCCAAACUCUCUGAGGUAUCAGAUAUGUUGUUUGGAGGCUGUACGUGUGGGCCAUCUUGGAACGAUGGCCUGAGGUUUUGUUUCUUAAUUAUGGAAAUUUGUAUUUAGUUAGCCUACGGUGACUUUGCUUCGAGAGUGUUUGAAAUGAAAGUUAUUAUGUCUGGGGCCGAACAACUGAAUUGGCAGUGAAACAAUGGCAGAUGGUUGAUAGAAAUUUGUAACCAGUUGAAUGAAAGUGAUACUUUUCUGCGAUUACUUGAGAUAAAAGUAUGAGGGGGCUAAAGCUAGAAAUGUCAUUUAAAAGUUACAUUUUAAUCUCGGCUUGUGCGAAUGAGUCAUUAGAAAUUCGAUUACUUUCAUCUUGGUUGAUGUGCUUUUUAGCCCAUAGUAUGUAAAAAGGAUGCUAUGUCACGCAUUAAAAGCAAACCUGUUAAUCUACUACAAGUUCUAAAAAAAUGCAUGAAGGAGACUGCAGGCUGUUGUAUUUCUUGCAUUGUUUUUGCAAGCAAGCAACAUACUUUACCGGUUCUUUUUGGUACACAGAAGAAAGCGCUCGACGAUUUUCAGCUUCAAAUCCGAUAUAAGGGAACGUUCUGCCUCACCAACUGCUUACCACGAUCGUGUCAUCUAGCCACGGGAAUCGCAAUGUUUCGUUGGAACACCGACCGAUGUGCGGAGUAUGUUACGGGAGUCCCGUCGUGCGUUUAGGUUUUCUUUUUGUUUAAAAACAUUAAUGGAACUGUUUUCUUUUGAAAACACCCGCCAUGCAAAAGGCCGGAGCUAUUGUAGGGUCCAAAUUUCUCUCCGAGCGUGUUCUUGCCGAGAGUGCUCAUAUUGCCCAUGAGUUAGCAGUUUGCAUCAUGUUCAAUUUAAACCAGCUCAUUUGUGCCCUUACAUUCACUUCAUAAUCUGGAGCUUUUUGUUAUUUCAAACAUACUAAGUUGGACGUUACGUGAGUCUAUCUUGUUUUUUUUUUCCUGGGAUGCGACUUUAUCAUUCACUCCAUCAUUAAUGUUGCAGCCGACACCCGUGUUCCGUGCUGCAAUGUGCGCCAUCUUUGUUUCCGUGUCUUUUAAAGAAAAUAAAGGUUCUCGCUUGCUGAGUGAGUGAAAAGACGUUUAUUGA
Molecule: messenger RNA, 3704 nt
Organism: Ixodes scapularis (black-legged tick)
Lineage: Eukaryota; Metazoa; Arthropoda; Arachnida; Ixodida; Ixodidae
Exons: 3
Coding region: 235-1035 (266 amino acids)
Source: RefSeq, a predicted model, not a curated record